AUGAUUGCUAAUAAUUUAAUGCUUAUAAUAUAUGUUCUCGUUGAACUUCAUAAAUUUAUAGUGCUAGCUUCACCUCAAAAUUGUUUGACAUUAAAUACAGUUGAUUAAACUAAGUGCGAUGUAUGUCUUAAUGGAUUCUUUCCAUAAUAAGACUAAACAGGAUGUAGUAAUACAAUUUCUCAAUGUGUGCUUUACUCUGGAAGUAAUUGUAUUUAAUGCCAAGCGGAUUAUGGUGUAUUUAACUAAAUAUGCGUUAAUAAUAUUCCUUUUUGUGCAUUUUAUCUCAGCUUAUCUAAGUGCUAAUAGUGCCACACUGAUUAAGGUUAUUCUAUGAAUACAACAGGAACUACUUGCUAUAACACUAUACCAAAUUGUUAGCUCUACUCAAGUAGUUCCAUAUGUAAAUAAUGCAAUUCAGGUUAUAGUCUCGCUUCAGACUUCUCUGCUUGCUAUCUAGCUCCAGUAAAAAAUUGCUUUUAGGUCAGCAACAAUGAUAAAUAUACAUGUGGAUUGUGUGAUUCUUCCUUUUAUCUCACAACUUAGAAAAGUUGUCAAUAAUGCUCAGUGCCUUAUUGUUCUGUAUGUAACGCUGAUGGAACUUGUUCUUAAUGUAUCAACAAUGCUUAUACUCUUUCUAACGGAGUUUGUGUCUGUAACCAAGGUUUUUACAAAUAAUAAGAUUUUACAGCUUAAAAUUCUCUUUUUACUUGUUAAGCAUGCUCCUAUAAAUGCGCUUCUUGUUUUGAAUAUGAUGUAUGUACAUCUUGCUCUGCAAAUAGAACACUUGAUAAAAAUUGUGAAUGUCCAAGCAAUUAAAUUACUGAUUUAGCAUCAAAUGAUUGUAUUAGUUGUAAAUUAGGGUAGUAUAAAAUUGGAAACUAAUGUGUCACCUCUUGUCCUAAAGGCUAUUAUAAUAACUAAUAUCUCGGAGAAUGCACAAUAUGCAGUUCAAAAAGCUCAAACCAGUAAUGUUCUAAUUUGGUUUUAGCUAGUUUAAAAUACAAUGAAUAGUCAUAAGCAUUAAUACUGUUUUCUGAAACAGUUAAUUUGGCUUAAAAUAUUUAAUAAGUUGAUAGUUGUUUUAAUAUCUAGCUUAUUAAUCAACAUGAAAAUUUAGCCUAAUUGUAAGUAUCAUUUACUUAGUUGGAUGGCUAAACUUUCAGAGUAAGCUUUUAGCAAAACUAAUUUUAUACAGAGACUAAAGUUGUUAUACAAAGUAUUUUUUAAAAUUGCUUCUAAACUUCAGACGGCAAGCUGAUAGAUUAUCAAAUUAAUCUGAAUCCAGAUUCUAUUAUUUUAUCUCCAGAAGAGAAUUUUCUUAGCUCUCCGAGCACUUUUAACAAGGGAAUGAAGAUUACAAUUUAUAUUCUAGGUGCUUUUAUUCUUUUUUGUAGUUUUUUUGGAAUAAAAAUUUCAUCAACUAUAACAAUAGAAGCGAUUUAAGUAGUUUUUUGUCUUUAUUUUGUUGAUUUGUAUAUUCCUUUCCACCUUCAAAGCUUAUUUUAAGCAAUAGAUAUAUUCAACUUUAGAAUAUUGAACUAUAUCAUGAGCGGAUUUGAUGGCUUAGACUUAAAAAGGGAUGACUUAAUUUUUCAAUACUCUAUAAAGGAUCAGGUUCUAUCUGGAAGAUUUUUCUAAAGAGGGUUUUAAGUUUGCUCCUUCUUUUAUAAUGGACUUACAUAUCUGUUUUUGAUUAUACUUUUUUAUGGGAUUUACUUGUUCCUCACUAAUACAUUUUUAGCUCCGUAUGAUUAUCCACUGGCUCAGAAUAAUAAAGAAGACUCAAAUAAAAAAAGCAUUUAACUUUAAAAAGAUAAAAGCAAUGUAGAAGAUAAGAGUUAGCUUAAACCAUUAGAAUUAAACUUAAAAAGUCCUAAAGAAAAUAAUUUUCUAAACUCAGAUUCAUUUUAGCUAAAAUAAAAUGGUUAAAAAGAAAAUGAUAAACUAUUUGAUGUAAAUAAAUAUGAAAAGGUCAAUUUCUAUCUUUUAUAAAUUUCACUAAAUACUAUUAAAAUAUCUUAUGUUCCUCUCUCGUUUGCUGCAGGGCUAUAGUUGAAAAAUUACUCUUCAGCUGAUCAGAUUAAUUAAUUUUCAUUUUUUUGUGCUAUGCUAACUCUAUUGUUAAUUGCCUAUACAUUUGGCGUUCUAAUGUACAGAGACAUAAAAAAAUAUGCUUAAAAUAUGUAUGAAAGAAAAUAAGAUCAAAAAGAAUACACCUACUAAGUGUCUGAAUUGAACAUCAGAAGUGCUGUUUAAAGAAAGAAUAAAAUGGAUUAAUUAAAAUUAAUUUAUCCAAUACUCUAAGUUUUUUCUUAUUCAAUAAUAACUCUGCUAAUUACAUGGCUUUAGGAUAUUGCAGAUAUACUUUUAUAUAUUCUAAUAUCAACAAUUAUGUUAUUAAUUGUUGUUAAUAUGUAUUCUCCAUUUACUAGCUUUAAAGCAAACUUAAUUCACUUCAUUAGCAAUUUUUUCAUUUUAAUUAUAUUGGUAGGAUAAUUAAUAAUGAGAAAUCUAUACAAUUAAAUAGAAAAUAGUUCUAUUAUCUCAACAAAAACAGAUUAUUUUAAUUCAAUUCAAUAUGUAGCUAUAUUUUUAUCUUCAACAAUAUUGCUAUUUACUUUAAUAUCAAGUUUAUUUUAAGCAAAUAACACAUAUUAAUACUUUAAAAAUGGGUUUUCUGUUGAUAAUGUUGCAGUUGUUCAUCCUAUUCCAAUAACAUCUCCAACUAAAAAUGCAAUCAUGACUUUUGAAAAUAUUGAUGAAAAAAAUCAACUCAAGUCCCCUAAGCAAGACAUACCAAAAGUUCCUAUAAAAGAAAAUAUUUCAAGGAAGACAUCUUUUCUAGAAAUUAAGAAAGAUUAAACAAAUCAACUUAGGAGGCAGAGCACACUAAGUCAAAUGCAAACCUAUGAGCAAAGUACUUAAUAAAAGUAAAUUUUUGUAGCACCUAGGAAGAGUCUUCAGGUCUUAAAAUAAAGCGAUUUUAAUAGUUAAACAGCAUCUUAGUCUUCAUUUAAUGAUUAGUUCUCUACAAACCCAAGCUCAAUACAAGUUAUAGAACUAGAAGAUAUACAAAAAUUAGUAAGAGAAAACAAAAAAAUGGAGCAAAAACUAGCUCAAAUAGAAAAAAAAUAAUAAUAAUUAAUAAAAAAAAUGAAUUAUUCUUCAGCUAAGCACAGCUUAUAGAAUAGCUUUUAAUCUUUAGAUUAAGAUGUCAAAAGUGAUGAAGAAGAGCCGAGGAUAAAGAAAAGGAGCUAAAAUUAAUCGAUAGAAACCAUAGAAGAAGAGGAAGAACUUAGUUAAAAAAAUGGAAAUAGAGGAGAAAGAAGAAAAAGAUAAAGCCAAGUGCUCUAAUAAAUCCCAUAAACACCACCAAGUUUAAAGAGAAUUUAACAUAUGUAAACUAAUGUAUUCCACUUUGGAGAUGACAUUAAACUUGAUUCAAAAAAAGAUGAAAAAAUACAAGUAAAGGAAGAAAGAUAGCCUAUCAUAAAAUAAAACAAAUUUGAUAAGAAAAAAUCUAAAACUAUGAUCCUUGAAGACGAUAAAAAAUAAAUUUUUAAUUAUGGCAGCAAAAUUGAAAAUUCAAAUUAAAAAAUGCUUAUAAAAAGCGAUUCUCCAAAUAAAUAAAUUUCAGAGAAAUCUUCCUCAUCCUCUUCUAAUGAAGAAGGUGAUGAAGAUGAUUUAAAUUUUUGGAAAAAUACUCGUAAAGAAUAACUAAGGGUUAAUAAGUAAAGCAGAGCACAAUCCUUACUUUUUAUUAAAAAUGAGUGA
Messenger RNA from Tetrahymena thermophila SB210, 3774 nucleotides. RefSeq names its product transmembrane protein, putative. Lineage: Eukaryota; Ciliophora; Oligohymenophorea; Hymenostomatida; Tetrahymenidae. The transcript has 5 exons. The record is from RefSeq and is a predicted model, not a curated record.